AUGGAUGGAAGAGUUGUUGGAUCUGGUACAGCCAGCAUAUUUGAUGAAGUUGUUCAGUCUUCAAAGCAGUAUCUUGAUGUGGCAUUUGCACCAUCAAAGGCAACUGGCAAGGUUUUAGCUUUAGAGCUUCCGAAGAAUGGGAAUGACAAGUGCACUGUUCUCUAUCCUGCUUCAGCAAAAGCCAGCACUGACAUAGAGGAAGGACAUUUUGGGCGGGGAUUCGAGGUUACUCGGCUGAACACUUACACAACGGCACCAGUCAAUCACGUUGAUCAAUAUCUUCUUGAACUAGCACUCUCUGCUCCCGUUGUUGCUGUAGCAUCUCCUUCUGCCCUCAGGGUAUGGGCUAAUCUUACUGCAUCGAGACAGUGGGACAAUGCUGUUGAAUGUAUUGGGGAGACAACAACUUCUGCAGCUAAAAAACUUGGGUUCAGAAAUAUAUACUAUCCAACAAGUCCUGGUCUUGAAGGGUGGGUAAGCAGAGUUCUGGAAGCGUUAGAAGUUAAUGAGCAAGUCCAAAAGUUUUGGAGCUUUCUAGUGCUUUCUGGUGGUGGUGUUGAUGCAAGUUUAAUGCUGAUUUAG
This is a messenger RNA of Solanum verrucosum, 582 nucleotides long. Its product is annotated as uroporphyrinogen-III synthase, chloroplastic-like. NCBI's taxonomy places the organism in Eukaryota, Viridiplantae, Streptophyta, Magnoliopsida, Solanales, Solanaceae. The record is from RefSeq and is a predicted model, not a curated record. The transcript is spliced from 9 exons. Gene Ontology annotation, cellular component: chloroplast. Bases 1 to 582 code for a protein of 193 amino acids. Gene Ontology annotation, biological process: uroporphyrinogen III biosynthetic process. Gene Ontology annotation, molecular function: uroporphyrinogen-III synthase activity.